AUGUCGUUCAUCUACAACUACUUCGCCUGCGACAACUCUACCCCUUCCGAGAAGGAGAACGCCGCCGCCUUGAAGGCCAUCAUCAAGACCCACAAGUCCGCCCUCAAGUCCGAGAUCAAGCAGUAUGACACCGACUGCAAACAGGCCGUCAAAGAAGCCGAAGCCGAGUACAAGCGUGUCAAGAAGCAGGCCGAGGAUACCAUGUACCGCCAAACACUGGAUGCAGUCAACCGCGAGAUCGAGGUCAUUAUGGCGACGGACGAGUACAAGGGGUCGGAUGAGAAGACCAAGGCCAAGAUUGUUCAGUUCCAGUCAUGGGUUGGGUGUGUCGGCAUGUCGUGCUGUGGUGCUGCUUGCGGUGGAGAAAAGAAGGAGCAGGAGCAGGAUCAGGAGAUGGCAGAGAAGGAGGUGUUGUUCGAUGAGAAGCACCAGGAGCAGGAACAGGAGCAGCAGGGGCUUCCUUCGUACCGAGAUGAUACCUCGUACGCCAGUGAGAAGGACGUCCUCCUUUCUGCAUAG
Molecule: messenger RNA, 519 nt
Organism: Linnemannia hyalina
Lineage: Eukaryota; Fungi; Mortierellomycota; Mortierellomycetes; Mortierellales; Mortierellaceae
Source: the annotation of a GenBank genome assembly